This is a messenger RNA of Necator americanus (New World hookworm), 681 nucleotides long. RefSeq lists its product as uncharacterized. The transcript is spliced from 2 exons. The record is from RefSeq and is a predicted model, not a curated record. The coding region runs from base 1 to 681 and encodes 226 amino acids. Lineage: Eukaryota; Metazoa; Nematoda; Chromadorea; Rhabditida; Ancylostomatidae. Gene Ontology annotation, cellular component: replication fork. Gene Ontology annotation, biological process: DNA replication.
AUGGCACGGCAAACGAUAAGGAAGGACGAAUUCAGAUUUUGGAGGAGUCAGAGGAGUAUUGUCACGGAAAGUUUUGGCGAGACAAUUGACCCAAACGAUACGGACCUUUGUGAACAGGCUAUUUUGGCACCCACGAAACAAGAUGAGCACGUCUACAAAAGCAUUAACGAGGCAUUGCAUUAUGAAGGAAGCUCGGGUGAGUUGUACCUGGUGGAAUACCUAAACACGUUGGAACCCACUGGAAUGCCAGCACAUGAGCUGCUUCUGAAAAAAGGAGUAAUCGUCAUGCUUCUGCGCCAUCUUGACGUUGUCAACGGUCUCCGCAGUGGGACACGACUGAGAGUAGAGACCCUCGGAGUCUAUGUGCUUGGCAGUCGUUUUGUUUGUGGGAGCCGAAAAACCCAGUUAGCUGUAAUACCCAGGACUGACAACUACUGGGAAAAGCAGCUAUCGUUCCGACUGCGAAGAACGCAAUUUUUCCUACGACUUGCUUUUGUAAUGACUAUAAAUAAGGCUCAGGGACAGUCCUUCAAUGAAGUGGGAGUGUACUUCCCGGAAGACCUUUUUAGUCACGGACAACUCUACGUGGCUUUUUCCAGAGUAAGGACGCCAGCUGGACUGAAGGUAGACACAAAGCAUGGUUCAGUGAAGAACAUCCUGUACAACGAGGUUCUGUUAUGA